Molecule: messenger RNA, 1704 nt
Organism: Hansenula ciferrii
Lineage: Eukaryota; Fungi; Ascomycota; Saccharomycetes; Phaffomycetales; Wickerhamomycetaceae
Gene: DLD1
Product: D-lactate dehydrogenase
Exons: 1
Coding region: 1-1704 (567 amino acids)
Biological process (GO): lactate catabolic process
Cellular component (GO): mitochondrion
Molecular function (GO): FAD binding; D-lactate dehydrogenase (cytochrome) activity; D-lactate dehydrogenase (NAD+) activity
Source: RefSeq, a predicted model, not a curated record
AUGUUCAGAUCGGCUGUCAUUCGUUCAAGUCGAUUGACUUCAAGAACCCUAAAUCAAGUUAAAUAUUCGAGAUCUAUACAAACAUCAACUCACAUUUCAAAUCAAUAUUCUAAGAAAGCCUUGCUUGGGAUAGCAUUAUCAAUUAUAGGUACUACCGGGAUACUAUCACAAUUAUCAAACAAGUUAUCGAACGAUGAUUCAAAAACUUCAUUAUAUCCGGAAUCUUCAACAACACCUUUAAAUGAUCUUAAACCACCUCAAUAUGGAUCAAUUGAAGAUUUCCAAAAAGCUAAAGAAGAGAUCCUUAAAAUAGUAUCAGAAGAUAAUAUAGCAACAUCAAAAUCAGAAUUAGACUCACAUUCAGAUACUUAUUUCAACUCACAUCAUGCUCAUGAAGAUCAAAGACCUCAUCUAAUUGUUUUCCCAUCAUCAACUGAACAAGUUUCAGAAAUAUUGAAAAUUACACAUAAAUAUAAAAUCCCAAUUAUUCCAUUCUCAGGUGGUACUUCACUUGAGGGACAUUAUAUAGCUACCACUGGUACACCAUCAAUAACAUUAGAUUUAUCUAAAAACAUGGGGAAUAUAAUUGCAUUACAUAAAGAAGAUUUAGAUGUUGUUGUACAACCAGGUGUUGGAUGGGAAGAUCUUCAUGAGUUUCUAGGUGAAGAAGGUUUACUAUUUGGUCCAGAUCCAGGCCCUGGUGCUUUAAUUGGAGGUAUGAUUUCCACUUCAUGUUCUGGUACAAAUGCUGCAAGAUAUGGUACAAUGAAGGAAAAUGUUGCUGGAUUAACUGUUGUUUUAGCUGAUGGUACAAUAAUUAAAACUAAGAAUAGACCAAGAAAAUCAAGUGCUGGUUAUAAUUUAACUGGAUUAAUUAUUGGAUCUGAAGGUACUUUAGGAAUUGUUACUGAAGCUACAUUAAAAUUACAUGUCAAACCAAAAGAAGAAACUGUUGCCGUGGUUAGUUUCGAUAAAAUUAGUGAUGCUUCAAAUACGGUUGCUGAUAUUGUUCAAAUGGGGAUUCAAGUUAAUGCAGUUGAAUUAUUAGAUGGUAAAAUGAUGAAAGUUGUAAAUGAUAGUGGUGAAACUACAAGAACAUGGAUUGAAUCUCCAACUUUAUUUUUUAAAAUUGGUGCAAAUAAUAAUAAUGUAUUAAAAGAAUUAAUUAAUGAAGUUAAUGAAAUUUCAACAAAAAAUAAAUCUUCAAAUUUUGAAUUUGCUAAAAAUAAAGAUGAAAUUGAUGAAUUAUGGUCUGCAAGAAAAAUGGCACUUUGGUCAACAAUUAAUCAAGGUAGACAACAAGAUCCAAAUAUGCAAAUUUGGACAACAGAUGUUGCAGUUCCAAUAUCUAAACUAGGUAAAGUAUUAGAAGAAACUCAACAAGAUAUGGAACAAAGUGGGUUAACAGCAACUUUAGUUGGUCAUGCUGGUGAUGGUAAUUUCCAUGCCUUUUUGUUAUAUAAACCUGAACAAAGAUCAAUAGCUGAAAAACUGGUAUCAAAUAUGGUUCAAAGAGCUAUUAAAGCCGAAGGAACAUGUACUGGUGAACAUGGUGUUGGUUAUGGUAAAAGAGAUUUCCUAUUGGAAGAAUUAGGUGAAGAACCUGUAAAUAUGAUGAGAAGAAUUAAAAUUUCAUUAGAUCCUCUUAGAUUAUUAAAUCCUGAUAAAAUUUUCAAAAUUGAUCCAAAUGAUAAAGAACAUUGA